AUGCUGUUCAAGAGACUGCUGAGCACUUCGCCUAAAUGUAUCGGGUUUGCAUUUGAUAUCGAUGGCGUGCUUCUGCGUGGGAAGAACCCAAUUGCUCGGGCGGGCAAGGCGUUGAGGCUUCUCACCGAGGCCAAAGUACCCUUUGUCCUGCUCACGAAUGGCGGGGGCACCCUCGAGGCGCAGAGAACCAAGUUCAUAUCAGAUGCUUUGAAAGUCGACAUCUCUCCUUUGCAAAUCAUACAGGCUCAUACGCCAUACAAAACGAUGAUCUCGAGGUACAGCAAGAUCCUGGCUGUUGGGUCUCCAGCAGUGAGAGGUGUCGCUGAAAAAUACGGUUUCAAAGAUGUUGUCCACACGAACGACAUCGUUCGGUACAACAAGGACAUUGCGCCCUUUUCUGGGCUUUCCCAGGAACAAUUGAUCGCAAACUCAAGAGAUAUUCCGGGACUCGACAAGUCCAAAUUUGAUGCAGUUCUGGUGUUCAACGACCCUAGAGAUUGGGCAGCAGAUUUGCAAGUGGUUACAGAUCUUUUGAUCAGCGAGGGAGGCCUGCUGAACACUUUGCGCAGGGAGAAAUCUGCCACUCCAGCGGUACCGAUAUAUUUCUCGUGUAACGACUUGCUCUGGGCGAACCCUUACCAAUUGAACAGAUUUGGCCAGGGAGCCUUCAGACUGCUGAUCAAAACACUGUACUCGCAAAUGAACGACGGACUACCCCUGAAUGACCAUAUUUUGGGUAAACCAACUAAACUAACGUACGAUUUUGCACACCAUGUUUUGAUCGAUUGGCAACAGAAAAUGGUCAACAGCCAAGUGGACUCGGACCAGCAGAUCCUGCCAGAGAUAGGUAUCGAACCAACGUUCACACCGUUCGAUAAGGUCUUCAUGGUUGGAGAUAACCCAGCAAGUGAUAUCAUAGGGGCACAGAACUAUGGGUGGAAUAGCUGUUUAGUAAGAACUGGGGUAUACCGUGAUGGUGAUCACUUAGCAAACGUAGAACCUACCAUGAUCGUUGACGAUGUCUACGAGGGGGUGGUUUCAGUUUUGAAUAAAUACUCGUGA
This is a messenger RNA of Huiozyma naganishii CBS 8797, 1062 nucleotides long. RefSeq lists its product as uncharacterized. Gene Ontology annotation, cellular component: mitochondrion. Gene Ontology annotation, biological process: glycerophospholipid biosynthetic process. The transcript has a single exon. The record is from RefSeq and is a predicted model, not a curated record. The coding region runs from base 1 to 1062 and encodes 353 amino acids. Lineage: Eukaryota; Fungi; Ascomycota; Saccharomycetes; Saccharomycetales; Saccharomycetaceae.